Messenger RNA from Corapipo altera (White-ruffed manakin), 2592 nucleotides. RefSeq names its product striatin interacting protein 1 (gene STRIP1). The transcript has 16 exons. NCBI's taxonomy places the organism in Eukaryota, Metazoa, Chordata, Aves, Passeriformes, Pipridae. Gene Ontology annotation, biological process: cytoskeleton organization. Gene Ontology annotation, cellular component: cytosol. The record is from RefSeq and is a predicted model, not a curated record. The annotation marks the transcript as partial.
UUGGUUAAGUCCCAAAGUUCCUCCUGUGAGCAGGGAAUUCCUGGCAGCAGCGUCUCUCCCAGAGUUGCCCCUGGCACAUGGGAUGGCUGUGGCCGAGUCUGGAUUCUCCCGGAUUCCCCCAGACUCCCCCAGAUUCCCACUGGGCUGUUUUCCCUCCGCAGCAACAGCGCGGCGUGUUCCAGUGCCGUGAGGAAACCGGCCAUUUCCCUGGCUGACAGCACGGACCUGAGGGUACUGCUGAACAUCAUGUACCUGAUCGUGGAGACCGUGCGCCAGGAGGCCGAGGGGGACAAACCUGAGUGGAAGAGCAUGAGACAAACAUUCCGAGCGGAGCUGGGAGCCCCCCUGUACAACAACGAGCCCUUCUCCGUGAUGCUCUUUGGGAUGGUGACCAAGUUCUGCAGCGGCCACGCUCCGCAUUUCCCCAUGAAGAAGGUGCUGCUCCUGCUCUGGAAGACUGUGCUGUGCACCCUGGGGGGCUUUGAGGAGCUGCAGAGCAUGAAGGCGGAGAAGAGGGAGAUCCUGGGGCUGCCCCCGCUCCCAGAGGACAGUAUCCAGGUGAUCCGGAACAUGAGGGCGGCAUCGCCCCCGGCAUCCGCCUCCGACCUCAUCGAGCAGCAGCAGAAACGCGGCCGCAGGGAGCACAAGGCCCUCAUCAAGCAGGACAACCUGGACGCCUUCAACGAGCGCGAUCCCUACAAAGCCGACGACUCCCGGGAGGAGGAGGAGGAGAACGACGACGACAACAGCCUGGAGGGGGAGACCUUCCCCCUGGAGCGGGAUGAAGUGAUGCCCCCCCCCACCCAGCACCCCCCCAGCGAGCGCAUCACCUGCCCCAAGGGGCUGCCCUGGGCCCCCAAGGUCCGGGAGAAGGACAUUGAGAUGUUCCUGGAGUCCAGCAGGAGCAAAUUCAUCGGAUACACCUUGGGCAGUGACACCAACACGGUGGUGGGUCUGCCCCGGCCCAUCCACGAGAGCAUCCGCACCCUGAAGCUGCACAAGUACACAUCCAUUGCCGAGGUCCAGGUGCACAUGGAAGAUGAAUUCCUGCGCUCCCCACUGUCUGGAGGGGAAGAGGAAGUGGAGCAAGUCCCUGCUGAGAUCCUGUACCAGGGCCUGCUGCCCAGCCUGCCCCAGUACAUGAUUGCUCUCCUGAAGAUCCUCCUGGCUGCAGCCCCCACCUCCAAAGCCAAGACAGACUCCAUCAACAUCCUGGCAGACGUGCUGCCGGAGGAGAUGCCGACCACGGUGCUGCAGAGCAUGAAGCUGGGCGUGGACGUCAACCGGCACAAGGAGAUCAUCGUCAAGGCCAUCUCUGCCGUGCUGCUGCUCCUGCUCAAGCACUUCAAACUCAACCACAUCUACCAGUUCGAGUACAUGGCCCAGCACCUGGUCUUUGCCAACUGCAUCCCGCUCAUCCUUAAGUUCUUCAACCAGAACAUCAUGUCCUACAUCACUGCCAAGAACAGCAUCUCUGUGCUGGACUACCCCUACUGUGUGGUGCACGAGCUGCCGGAGCUGACGGCCGAGAGCCUGGAGGCCGGAGACAACAACCAGUUCUGCUGGAGGAACCUCUUCUCCUGCAUCAACCUCCUGCGCAUCCUGAACAAACUGACCAAGUGGAAGCAUUCCCGCACCAUGAUGCUGGUGGUGUUCAAGUCGGCGCCGAUCCUGAAGCGGGCGCUGAAGGUGAAGCAGGCCAUGCUGCAGCUCUACGUGCUCAAGCUGCUCAAGGUGCAGACCAAGUACCUGGGGCGCCAGUGGAGGAAGAGCAACAUGAAAACCAUGUCAGCCAUCUACCAGAAGGUUCGGCACCGCCUCAACGACGACUGGGCCUACGGCAACGACCUGGAUGCCCGUCCCUGGGACUUCCAGGCGGAGGAAUGUGCCCUCCGUGCCAGCAUCGAGCGCUUCAACGCGCGGCGCUACGACCGCGCCCACGGCAACCCCGAGUUCGUGCCGGUGGACAACUGCCUGCAGAGCGUGCUGGGCCAGCGAGUGGAGCUGCCCGAGGACUUCCAGGUCAACUACGACCUGUGGCUGGAGAGGGAGGUCUUCUCCAGGCCCAUCUCCUGGGAGGAGCUGCUGCAGUGACGGGGACAUGGACACGGGGCGGGGGCAGGGAGCGGGUCUGGGGGGCCUGGGGGUGUCUGGAGACCUGGGGGGGUGGGGAAUAGGGUGGGGCUGGGGGGUCCUUGCUGAGGUGCCAUCCUGCCCCUCUGCCCCCUUCCAGGCUCGUCCCGCAGCUGAGGGUGGGGGGCUCUGGUGCCCUGGGGGGUUCCCGUCGGGUGAGGGGGUCUGUGCCCACCCCGGGGUAGAUCCCCCCACCCCAAAGGCAGUGCCCCCCGGGAUCUGCCCAUCUCUGGGCAGGGAUGUGCCUCCCCCGGGCAGAUUGACCCCCCCUGGGGCUGUGCCCACCCCUGAGGUUGCUUUCAGGGCCACCUCCCUCCCGCUGCCCUCUGCAGCCCAAACAGGGGGGUCAGUGUGGAAGGGGGUCCCUUGUGUGGGGCGAGAGGCUGACCCUGCCCAGCCCCUCCUGGGGGGCUCUGGGGGGCCAGGGGGGUGAGCUGUAUAUAAAUUAUAUAUAUUUGG